AUGAAGUACACCGUCGCCGUCGCCUCCUUGGCUGCUCUCGUCUCGGCCCAUGGUAACAUCACAUCACCUGCAGCCCGACUCGCCGGUCCAGCUAUGGCUGCCGCUUGUGGCCAGGCCGCCGUCGAUGCUGUGAACGCCGAUGGAACCAUUCCUCUCGAGAACAUAACUCCCGAGACCGCCGCUUGCAACCUCUUCCUCUGCCGAGGCGCCACCUUCGACGACAACGUCGCCCGGGUCCAGACUUUCACAGCCGGCCAGGUCGUUGACUUCACGGCGAUCCUGCCCAUCCCGCACGAGGGUCCCUGCAACGUCUCCGUUGUCGACACCGCUACCAACACGGUCAUCGGCCCACCGCUCAUCGAGUUCGAGAGCUACGCGGACGAGAACCUCGCAGAGCUUCCCGCCAAUAACACGGCGUUCAGUGUCACGAUUCCUCAGUUGCAGGCGGGUCUCUGCACCGUCGCGGGCCAGUGCGUGCUUCAGUGGUUCUGGUUCGGUACUGGAGCGCAGCAGACUUAUGAGAGCUGCGUUGACUUUGUUCUGGCUUAA
Scedosporium apiospermum is the source of this 549-nucleotide messenger RNA. RefSeq lists its product as uncharacterized. The coding region runs from base 1 to 549 and encodes 182 amino acids. The transcript has 2 exons. The record is from RefSeq and is a predicted model, not a curated record. Lineage: Eukaryota; Fungi; Ascomycota; Sordariomycetes; Microascales; Microascaceae.